AUGAGAAGUUGGAACGGUGCCCACGUCUCAGGGCUCCAGAUAGACGAGGACAAAGUUCCACUUGGUGUCGGGGAUAGGCAGGCGCGCGCGCGACUGGCCUCACACCCAUGCAUGUGCCAAAGGACGGACACUACUCAUCCGUCCAUUUGCUGUCCAUUGUCAAGCUACGUGGAGAUUUAUUACAAUCAAGUCUGUACCUGA
This is a messenger RNA of Auxenochlorella protothecoides, 201 nucleotides long. RefSeq lists its product as hypothetical. Bases 1 to 201 code for a protein of 66 amino acids. Lineage: Eukaryota; Viridiplantae; Chlorophyta; Trebouxiophyceae; Chlorellales; Chlorellaceae. The record is from RefSeq and is a predicted model, not a curated record. The transcript has a single exon.